UCCCUCGAGGGCCUGCCGCCAGGGACCGGCCUAGAAUAGUGCCACCCUGCUGCCGCCUGUCGCGCACUUGCUAACGGACUAGAGCUGGCCGGCCGCAUGGAGCCCGAGCUGGAGCACACACUGCCUGGGACCCUGACCUGGAGCCACAGUAGGGGUCCGGAGAGUCAAGAGAUGGACUUCUUAGAACAAGGAGAAAACUCAUGGCCACCACCAGCUGUGGCCACCACCAGCCCAGAAAGAACCUGUGCCAUCCGGGAAGUCAAGGCUUCCAGAUGGACGAGACAGGAGGCCGUGGAGGAAGCGGAGCCACCAGGUUUGGGCGAAGGUGCCCAGUCCAGACCAGCUGCUGAGUCCACCAGGCAGGAGGCCACAUUCUCAAAGGCCACACCCUUGGCUCAAGCUGUUCCCUUGGCUGAAGCGGAGACCUCCGCCACAGGGUGGGACCUGCUCUUGCCCGGCUGUGCAGCCUCAGCAGUGGGCUCCAGCACAGGUGGCCUGGAGCUGACCAUGGAGUUCCCAGCCCCAGAGGCCUGGGACUGUGAGUUCGAAGGCCUGGGGGAGGACAGGCCUCGGCCUUGCCCAUCCCCACAGGCCCCACUUCUCAGCCUGAGUUGGGAUGACGAGCUUCAGAAGCCUGGAGCCCAGGUCUACAUGCACUUCAUGCAGGAACACACUUGUUAUGACGCCAUGGCCACCAGCUCCAAACUGGUCAUCUUCGACACCACGCUGGAGAUAAAGAAGGCUUUCUUUGCCAUGGUGGCCAAUGGUGUGAGGGCAGCCCCUCUGUGGGACAGCAAGAAGCAGAGCUUUGUGGGCAUGCUCACCAUCACAGACUUCAUCUUGGUGCUGCACCGUUACUAUAGAUCACCCCUGGUCCAGAUCUAUGAGAUUGAAGAACAUAAGAUCGAGACCUGGAGGGAGAUCUACCUACAAGGCUGCUUCAAGCCUCUAGUCUCCAUCUCUCCCAACGACAGUCUGUUUGAAGCUGUCUAUGCCCUCAUCAAGAACCGAAUCCACCGCCUGCCGGUCCUGGACCCAGUCUCCGGCACUGUGCUCUACAUACUCACGCACAAGCGGCUGCUCAAGUUCCUGCAUAUAUUUGGUGCCCUGUUGCCCCGGCCCUCCUUCCUCUGCCGCACUAUCCAAGACUUGGGCAUCGGCACAUUCCGAGAUUUAGCUGUAGUUCUGGAAACAGCUCCUGUCCUGACUGCGCUGGACAUCUUUGUGGACCGACGUGUGUCUGCACUGCCUGUGGUCAACGAAUCUGGUCAGGUUGUGGGCCUCUACUCCCGCUUUGACGUCAUUCACCUGGCUGCCCAGCAAACCUACAACCACCUAGACAUGAGUGUGGGAGAAGCUCUGAGGCAGAGGACGCUGUGUCUGGAGGGAGUUCUCUCCUGCCAGCCCCAUGAGAGCCUAGGUGAAGUCAUUGACAGGAUUGCGCGGGAACAGGUGCAUAGGCUGGUGUUGGUGGAUGAGACCCAGCAUCUUCUGGGCGUGGUCUCCCUCUCUGACAUACUUCAAGCGCUGGUACUCAGCCCUGCUGGCAUCGAUGCCCUCAGUGCCUGAAACC
This is a messenger RNA of Apodemus sylvaticus (European woodmouse), 1573 nucleotides long. It is a transcript of the gene Prkag3, whose product is annotated as protein kinase AMP-activated non-catalytic subunit gamma 3. The record is from RefSeq and is a predicted model, not a curated record. The transcript is spliced from 13 exons. NCBI's taxonomy places the organism in Eukaryota, Metazoa, Chordata, Mammalia, Rodentia, Muridae. The coding region runs from base 97 to 1569 and encodes 490 amino acids.